Molecule: messenger RNA, 1656 nt
Organism: Alternaria ventricosa
Lineage: Eukaryota; Fungi; Ascomycota; Dothideomycetes; Pleosporales; Pleosporaceae
Exons: 4
Coding region: 1-1656 (551 amino acids)
Biological process (GO): carbohydrate transport; transmembrane transport
Cellular component (GO): membrane
Molecular function (GO): carbohydrate:proton symporter activity
Source: RefSeq, a predicted model, not a curated record
AUGGCUUCGGUAGAGAAGACUACUGGCCAUGUGGCCGCCGAAAGGGUCACAUCUACACAAGGACACAACACCGGAGACGACACCAACGCGGCUAUCAACAAUGAGCACAACAUGUCCGUCCGACAGUCUUUGAGAUUCUGGUGGAAGGCCAUCGUCUUUUCUUUCGUCAUCUCGCUCUGCGUGGUUAUGGAGGGAUACGAUACCAGUCUCAUGAACAAGUUUUUCGCCUUCCAGCCCUUUCGCAACAGGUUCGGCGAUGAAGUCGAUGCUGAUGGCAACAAGCUUGUGUCUGCGAGGUGGCAGACUAUCAUUCUCAAUGGAACACAGGUCGGAUGCAUUCUCGGUCUCAUCAUCAACGGCUACAUCACAGAAUGGAUCGGAUACAAGAAGACCAUGAUUGCUAGCAUGCUGUUCAUGACUGCUGCCAUCUUCAUCCCGUUCUUCUCUACAGGACUGGAGAUGUUCCUUGUCGGAGGUAUCAUCCAGGGUCUUCCAUGGGGUGUUUUCCAGACACUUGCGAUCUCGUAUGCUGCGGAUCUCUGCCCUAUGCAUCUCAGAGGAUACAUGACUUCGUGGAUCAACAUGUGCUGGGUUAUCGGCGGUCUUCUAUCCACUGGAAUCCUUACUGGGCUCAUGCAGAACACAACGCAAUGGGGCUACCGCGUCCCUUUUGCCCUCCAGUGGAUCUGGCCCAUUCCUAUCAUCGCGGCUACUUUCCUCGCACCAGAAUCGCCAUGGUGGUUGGUCCGACAAGGUCGCAUCGACGAGGCCAAACAAGCUAUUCGCGCAAUCACGACACCCACAGAAGGCAUCGAGUUCGACCUUGAUGCGCACGUGGAGAUGAUGGUUGUCACCGAUCAGUACGAGAAGCAAGUCGGCUCUGGAACCAACUACUGGCAUUUGUUCCAAGGAAGCGAUCUACACCGUACCGAGGUCUCAGCCAUGGCUUUCAUCACUCAAGCUCUUUGCGGUGUUCCCUUCAUGGGCUUUGGGACCCAGUUCAUGCAAGGUGUAGGCCUCAGCCAGGAUGAUUCUUUCCAUCUUACUAUCGGACAAGACUGCCUGGGUCUCGUUGGAUGCUUCAUUGCCUGGUGGAUCAUGACACGCUUUGGUCGACGACCUAUCUAUCUCGUUGGAUUGACUGCCAUCUUCAUCAUUCUUAUGAUCGUCGGUUUCAUCGGCCUUGCACCACCGACCAACAAGAGCGCCAGUCUUGCUGGAGGUGUUUUGAUCAUUUUGAUGAUCUUCUGCUUCCAGCUCUCUCUGGGCCCUAUCUGCUACUCCCUCGCCGCCGAGAUCCCCUCAUCACGCCUUCGUGUUAAGACCGUCGCACUCUCUCGUGCUUCCUACAACUCCAUCGUCUUCGUCACAAACACUAUCAUGCCAAAGAUGGUUGGCAAGAACGACUGGAACUGGGGCGCCAAGGGUGGCUUCUUCUGGGCAGGAAUUGCGCUUCUAUUCAUCCUUUGGGGAUACUUCCGUCUUCCUGAGGCAAAGGGCUUCACCUACUCUGAACUCGAUCUCAUGUUUGAGCACAAGGUUUCCGCACGCAAGUUCACGCGCGAAGCAGCCGAUUCACUGAAGCCUGCUUUGACGGAGACUGCGAUGCAGUAUGAGAAGCAGAAUGGUGUUGAGCGCGUUGAGUCGCAUGCAUAA